GUGAAUGUCUCGAACUCGUUCACCCCUACCAAGGAAUCCCCUGAACCAACAUUCUACUCCAUUUUACCUCCAUUUCCACGGGGUUUGUUCUUCCCGAUUUGUGUUUUAGGGUUCCACACAAGAUGGCAUUGGAUGAGAAUGUUGUGUUGCGCGAUGUCACUAAUGCUGGCGUUGUCAUCAGGAACCGCACUGUCAAACACAAGCAGCUUUGUAUUAAGUAAUUGGGUUUGAAGAUUUGGAUGCCGUCUGCUGUGGGAGGGACUAUUUGGUGAUGGUUUUGUAAAGGGGUUCUAUGGUUUUAGAGUUUAUGUGUGUCUGUGACUAGCUAUCGUUUUUUGGUCAUUUGCUACAAUUAUGGAGAGAAAUUCUGCAGCUUGCGCUAUGGAAUGGAGUAUCGAGCUGGAGAAGGCUCUCCGUUUCAAGAAACCAGGUCGGGCUGUUGAAGCUAUACGUCAGAUUGGCUGUCGGCUUCAGCAAUGGAGUAGAGAGCCAGAACCCAAUAUAGCUGUAUAUAAUAUGUUUGACCUUGUUACUUGGGAGGAUAAGCUAUUUUCCAACACUAUUCUCCUACGGCUUGCUGAUGCCUUUAAGAUUGAUGACAAGCAUAUUAGACUUGCAGUUGUUAGGGUUUUUUUAUCCGAGCUUUAUAGCCGCGACAGCUCAAGAAGUAAACAAUACCAAGGGAUUCUUUCAAAGGCAAGGGUGCAAAAUCCCCAUGAAUUACUUACUCGAGUCAAGGUUGUUCUUCAUGGAGGGGAUCCUGAGGCUAAAGCUCUAGCUUUGAUUGUAUUGGGAUGUUGGGCACAUUUUGCAAAAGACAGUGCCCAGAUACGUUAUUUGAUAUUUUAUAGUCUGUUUUCUUCUCAUCUUUCGGAGGUAAAAGCAUCUAUAUUUGCUGCUGCGUGCAUUUCUCAGUUAGCAGAUGACUUUGCACAAGUCUUUUUAGUGAUUUUGGUUAAUAUAAUGACUUCUACUACAUCCUUGGCCAUCAGAAUGGCUGGAGCUCGAGUUUUUGCGAAAUUGGGAUGCUCACAUUCAAUGGCCAAAACUGCUUAUAAGGCUGGACUUGAGCUUGCCUCCGAUACUAGUGAAGAGGGUUUUUUGAUUGCAAUGUUAUUUUCAUUAUCCAAACUGGCUUCCAAGUCAAUAUUUAUUAGUUCUGAGCAGGUGCAAUUUCUCUGCUCAUUUCUUAGCCACAAAAAGUCCGUGCGCGUUCGAGACACAUCUUUGAGGUGUCUGUGUUUUAUUUUCAUGAAAGGAGCAUGCCAGUUUGUUAAUAUGGAAUCUGUGGUCAAAAUUUUAAUUGAUGCACUAGAUGAACACAUGCUUCCAACUUCUUCACAUUGUGAUGCUCUACGACUGUUGCAAAAGAUUAUUUUCUAUGUGCGGCGAAACCCUUCAUUUUUGGAUGCAAAUGAAUACUCUAACCUGGUUAAAGCAGUGGAGAAUGCAGCCCGAUCUCCAGUAAAGUUAAAGAGGCUCCUUGCUUUCCAAGUGUUGGUGCCUUUAUCCUUACAGCUUUCUGGAAAAAUGGAAGUAGAAUCAGGAGUUUGUUCAUUGUCUUUGUUGCCAUCACGGGUUAUUUCACUAAUCAUGGAUCAAAUUGCAUCAUUGGCAAAGAUGUUCUUAGAUCUUCCUCAGUCAAAUUCUGAAGGGUUUCAAGAAAUUAAAGAGCUGCUAAACCUUCUCCUGCUUAUUGUAAGGGAACAGUCAGAUUUGUGGAUUUUGCUUUUGGAAAAAAUAUGUUUAACUGCUGCACUAAUUAUGAAGAUGCAUGAAGACGCCUUUGAUGGUCAGCAAAGAGAUGUAGACUUUGAAGUAAACGAGAAAAAUGAUAUCAGCUUGAGAUUUUCUUUCAUUCUAUAUGGUUUUGUGGCAAUCUCCGUUGGUUAUCUAGGUCAAGUUAUCUCUAUCACGCCUGAAAUAUUUGACAAGGUGAAACUGUUGGUCAACAGUGUAUGCCAAAGCUGUUUGUUUAGUAGCCAUACUUGCAUAAUCUAUUCCUUGCUAUUGAACUGUAAAUUCAUUUUGAGUUGUAGGAUAGCUGAGGAUUUUAGGAUUUGCAAUAACAAUGGGUUUCCACAUUUCACUUUUUGUGAAGAUUUGACUGAAAAUGAGAUUUUUACGCUUGAGUGUGCUAAGAAGUUACUAAGAGUUGGGGAUGAAUGGCCUGCGUACAUGGCUGGGAGACAUGCAGCAUGUCAUGGAUCAUGGUUUGCUGCUACCUUGAUUUUUGGCCAUUUAAUUUCAAAGGUUCGCUCUGAUAUCUUCCAUUACUGGUUGAAAUCUUUGUUUCAGUUUGCUCUUGCGGAAAGAAAAAUCCAAUUUCUACUGUUACCGCACUAUGGUUCUGGCUUGACAAUCUGGUUAGAGAAGGAAGCAAUUCUAAACAUGUUUCACAUUCAAGAACAUAUAAACCAUCACUACACUGGGAGUAUCACCGAGGGCAUUUACUAUGGCAAGCUUUCGGAGACCUACCAGUGUCUUUUCUCUUCAGUUGAGGUCUUAAAAGCAGCUGCCGUCCCACCUGUUCAAUCAUUUUGUUUCCAGAGAUGGUUUUUGUCAUUAAGAGCUAAGAUUUUAGGAACUGUGGGGAGCAUACUAAAGACAUUGCUAAACGUUUUAUGUAGUAUUAGUACUGACUAUGGUAAGCUUGGGACAAACAAUACCGGUAUUAUCCUUGAAUCUGUGAAUGAAUUUAGUAAAUUAUCUUUGAAGUUAGAGAGGCUUUCCCAUGAAUUUGAUCUCAUUGGAACGACUUUUAUUGGAAUGGACACCAAGAGUUUGAACGUUAUUUCCGCCCUUGCACUGAAUUGCUCUUUGUUGGCCUUUUGUACUGGUUUUGCCUUUCAUGUUCCAGACUUGGCUACAACUCUUAUGACCGAAAAUGUGGAUGAUUUCAGAACUAAAUUACGUGCAAUACUCAUUCAAAAUCUGACUAGCAGGCUGCGGCUGGUAGACGAUGAAACUAGUAAAAUGCUUGCACAGCUUUUUGAGGUCACUGGACCACCAAAUAACUGUUCGCAUUUGGUUUCAAGAGGCAAAAUAUUAGACUUGGGGUACGAAGUAAGAGGUAUCUUAACUCUCUGUAGGUAUGCCAUUUCUGAGUUUAUCCGUAUGCAAAGCAAAUCAAGCGGAGUGGAUAAAGAGACAUUUCUCCAGGUUAUCGAGGAUGGUAUGCAGUUUUUAUCAAAUAUUGUUAUGCUGUGGAUAAGCAUUCCAUUUCGAGUGCCUAAGCGUUUCUUUUUUGUAAGGCCUUGCAUUGGCUGUGAACUCUUUGCCACUACCGAUGUGCAUAAACUAGAUGAAAUAUCUAUCCCAUACGGCUUCCACCUGUCGUUAAAUCUUUGUCUUCAACUCAAAAACAUCACUCCGAAUAUGUCAGUUCAAAUCACCAAGAUGUACUGCAUUUUGUAUUGUGGUUCGUCCUUCCAGGAACUAAAGCACAAUGGGAAGAACAACGGGAAAAACCAUCAGGUCUAUGAAGCUUGGGAAAACGACGACAUUGUAGAAAUGCAUAACAAACUGUUGCAUUAUGUGACUGAGUCGAGUAAAAACGAGGCUUAUAUAGGCAAGUGCAGCACAUCAGGUGUUUGUAAAACUGAUAGGGUCAUUGAAGUGUUUGUGCAGUUCGAGCCAGAUGAGAAAGGGCAAGGAUUCUCAAAUUGUUUGUUUGAUGUAUCUCAUUAUCCUGUAGGUUGUUAUAGAAUCAAAUGGUAUAGCUGUUGUGUUGAUAGUGAGGGGUGUUUUUGGAACCUCCUCCCUUUGAAUUCUGGACCAUUAUUUACUAUCCAUCAACUUUGCUCAGCUGGGUGAUUUUCAUCAAAUAAUGAAGUUUCACGUGCGAUGGGAGUAAGAAAUUAUAGGGAGCCUUUUCUCCUAUAGGUAAGGGAGGUUUUGUAUAUAGAAAACAUACUUCACUGCAUCUUAGAUUAUGUUUAUCUUUGUGUAUCUUGUGACAAACUAUUUUUACUUUAUUAAAAUAUUUUUAUUUUCUUUUA
This is a messenger RNA of Cucumis melo (muskmelon), 4001 nucleotides long. RefSeq lists its product as uncharacterized. The record is from RefSeq and is a predicted model, not a curated record. The transcript has 7 exons. Gene Ontology annotation, biological process: snRNA 3'-end processing. Lineage: Eukaryota; Viridiplantae; Streptophyta; Magnoliopsida; Cucurbitales; Cucurbitaceae. Gene Ontology annotation, cellular component: integrator complex. Bases 355 to 3816 code for a protein of 1153 amino acids.